UUUUUCUUUCAAUUUUUUUUUUUACACACAAUAUAUACAUAAAAUGUCACCUAAUACACAAGAAAGUGAUUUAAAUACUAUUUCCUUUGCGGGUAGCUUUUGGUCCAAAGAUAAAUCUGGCAUGACACAAUUAUUGGACUACAUGAAGUCCACUCAUGCUGAUUUGGAUAUCAUCUUUACAAUAUAUACACAAAGGUCACAAUUUGAACAAGAGUUUGGCGAAAAGUUGUUAGUUCUUUCAUCCAUACAUGAAAUCGAUCAAAAUGAAGCAGAAAAAGGUGGCGUUCCUGCCGCCUAUCAUGCAAUUUCUAUGGAAUUAAACAAGACGGCCACUUCACAUUUGGAUCUGGCCGAGCAGUUGAAAACUCAAAUCGGAUCUGAAUUUGAGCAGAAGCUCAAUGAGUAUAAAGAAUUACUCGAAAAGUGGACGAAAACAUUGACCGAUCUAUAUAAUGACCGUCAAGAUAAAACAAUUGAAUUGUUGAAGAUUCGAGCCAAAUACUUAAAAGAGCAUGAAAUCUCUAAAGGUCAAUCAACAUCGACAAUGGAUAAACUAAAGAGUCAUUAUAAAGCAUUGGUGACAGAUGUAGAUGAGCUUUCGCAAGAAUGGAAUACAAUUUGGAGGGAUGCAUGUGAGGUCAUGCAAGCCAUGGAAGAAGAUCGGAUUGAAUUUUUAAAGAGCAAUGUUUGGGAGUAUGCAAACUUAGCUUCUGCUCGACUCCUUAUUGAAGAUGAGUGGUGUGAGACAAUUCGCGAUCAAUUAGAAAAAUGUAGCACUGAACAGGAAAUUGAAAAAUGCGUUUCAAUAUACGGUACAGGGUCAAAGAUACCAUCCACAAAUGACUAUGUGGGCGAGCAAAUGAAAGAACAAAAGAGGAAGAAUGCAGAACAUUACAGCUUCAAACAAGACGAAGAAAGAAUAAAUAGCAUCCGUAAUAAAGUUAGCGACAAUAUAGGUAGUACAGCAGCUCGCGCUCAAAUCAAACGAAAGCCUCUCAAUAAGUCUUUAAUGGAUCAAGUAUCAAAUCAAAUGGCAGUAGCCAAACAGCAACGUGAAAUUGAACAAAACGAAAGUAGAUGCUCUUCACCUCAGUCCUCCGUCAAAAGUGGAUCCACUCAUCAAAGUACAAGCACAGAUGGAUUUCGUCGUCAACCAUCAGAAUAUAAACCUGACACCGGAUCUAUCCCCAGUCGGCGUGGCAUAAAUGCGAAUACGAGAGUUCUUCAAGAAAUCCACGAUUCUCCUCCAUCUUCUAUAAACUCCAAUACCACUAUGCAGCACCCCUUCACAUACCCUCAACAAAAACAUCCUUACGGAGGUCAGUCACAAUAUAUAGGCCAACAGCAUAUGGGUCAAACUCAACAACAUAUGGGACAAACUCAACAGUAUAUGGGGCAAUCACAGCAACAUAUAAAUCAACCACAAAGGUCUCCUAUGAUGCAGCCACAACGCUCUCCUAUGAUGCAGCCACAACGCUCACCUAUGAUGCAGCCUCAACGUUCUCCAAUGAUGCAACCUCAACGUUCCCCAAUGAUGCAACCUCAACGUUCCCCAAUGAUGCAGCCUCAGAGGUCGCCAAUGAUGCAGCCUCAGAGAUCACCAAUGAUGGCUCCUGUGACUUAUUUGCAGCAAAACCUUGGAACUCAAAGUGGUGGUCUACCUCCCCCAAUCACAAUCCCAACAAACUAUGGCGUAACUCCUCAACCCUCUCCUGCUAUGACAUAUACUACUGGGAAUGGUGGCGUCUCUCCGGGAGCGGCGAGACCUGGGCAAUAUUCAGAUGGGCGGCCAGUAUUAUUCUGGGCUCGUGCCAAAUACGAUUAUACAGCAUCCGAUGAGGGCGAAUUGUCGUUCGCUGCAAAUACGUUAAUAGGUAUCUUAGAAGCAGAUAUGACACAGCAAUCAUGGUGGAUCGGUGCUAUCAUGGAUGAAUAUCGCCAAACUUGGUCGAUUCCUGGUUCUAUUCCUAGUAACUUUAUGGCUAACGCAUAG
This is a messenger RNA of Mucor mucedo, 1993 nucleotides long. RefSeq lists its product as uncharacterized. Gene Ontology annotation, cellular component: cell division site; cytoplasm; plasma membrane. The record is from RefSeq and is a predicted model, not a curated record. Gene Ontology annotation, molecular function: protein binding. Gene Ontology annotation, biological process: cytoskeleton organization. The coding region runs from base 44 to 1993 and encodes 649 amino acids. The transcript is spliced from 12 exons. Lineage: Eukaryota; Fungi; Mucoromycota; Mucoromycetes; Mucorales; Mucoraceae.